Messenger RNA from Leucoraja erinaceus (little skate), 1898 nucleotides. It is a transcript of the gene vash1, whose product is annotated as vasohibin 1. Bases 267 to 1370 code for a protein of 367 amino acids. The transcript is spliced from 7 exons. Gene Ontology annotation, cellular component: cytoplasm. Gene Ontology annotation, biological process: regulation of angiogenesis. NCBI's taxonomy places the organism in Eukaryota, Metazoa, Chordata, Chondrichthyes, Rajiformes, Rajidae. The record is from RefSeq and is a predicted model, not a curated record.
GCACGCCGGCGAGUGGACCGCAGAGUGAAGGCUGGCAGCGGCCGGCAUGGACGUGAGGGGGGAGUUUCGCCGCGCCGCUCGCCACUCCUAAACUGAUCAACUCCCCUGCCCUCUUAUAAAACAAUCGCUCGCCCUCACCGUUUGUUUUUUAACUAUUUUGUGAGGAGUCAAUGUUUUUUUUUUUUUUACAUUUUAAUAACUGCUUCAGAUUGUGCACUGAGCCGGCACGAUGGCGGUGAUCAUCUCCGCUGCGAGGCUAUUGUCCGAUGAGUGAGGCUUUCUGUGUGGAGUUGCGGCGCUCAGUCAUGCCGGGCGGCAGGGGAGAUGGUGCCGUCAUCAUGAGGCGGAGGUCGGCCAGCGUGGGUCCCGUCAGCGUGGAGCGGCACACGCCGCUCAGGGAGGUGGAGCAGGACGAGGACGGCGACGAGGAGUUCCAGGACGGGGUGCCUUUCUAUGUCAACCGUGGCGGGCUGCCGGUGGACGAGGCCACCUGGGACAGGAUGUGGAAGCACGUUGCUAAGAUCCACCCUGAAAGAGAGAAGAUGGUGCAAAGGAUUCGAGGCAUGCCUUAUCUCCCCAAGAUUCCAACACCGUGUGUGCCUACAUUUCAGCUGUCCACGCUUGUCCCUGACCGCCUGGAAGCCAUUCAGAGAUACACCAGGGAGUUGCAGUACAAUCACACGGGGACACAGUUCUUUGAGAUUAAGAAGAACCGACCUUUAACUGGCCUAAUGGAUCUUGCACGAGAAAUGAUUCGAGAAUCUCUGCCAAUAAAGUGCUUGGAGGCUGUGAUCCUGGGGAUAUACCUGACCAACGGAAUGUCCGGCGUGGAGAGGUUUCCCAUCAGUUUUAAGACCCAAUUCUCAGGGAGCAGCUUCCGCCACAUUGUGCUGGGCAUCCACUACGCGGGCCGCUUUGGCAGCUUGGGCAUGAGCCGGCGGGAGGACCUCAUGUUCAAGCCCCCUGUCUGCAGGACCCUGCUGGACCUGGUGCUGGAGUUUGAGGGCUCAUACCGCAGGUGCUGGCACUCGCUGAAGAAGGUGAAGAUCGGGCAGUAUGUGUCGCACGAUCCGCACAGCGUGGAGCAGAUCGAGUGGAAGCACUCGGUGCUGGACCUGGACAGACUGAGCCGCGAUGAGCUGCGGAGAGAGCUGGAGAGGCACGCCCGUGACAUGCGGCUCAAGGUUUUGAAGGGAGCGGCCGUGCCCUCUUCGCCCACCCGCGAGAGGAGGAAGGACACGUCGUCGCCCCAGCGCAGCCAGUCCAGCCCGCAUCGCAGGAACAGCCGCAGUGAGAGACGAUCUUCAGGAGAGAAGAAAGCCACGGAACAAAAGAGCGUGAAUGAUGUUGGUUACCAGAUCCGUGUGUGAGGGUGAGGUCUGGGGCCUUGAGUGAGUGAACGUGCUGUGCUGUGAUCUGGUGAAGAGCAAGCACCCAGUGCACGCCGCACUCAAACCCACGACAACAAAGGUUGCCGUCCCGUAUUUCCAAGUAGCCGUUAACAGUAUUAAAUUGUGACCUUUUUUUACAUUUUUAUUUUAUUGUUUUCUAAUCUUCAAAGGAACACUUUUCAGCCAACGGACAGUCAGCUUGAUAGCAACUUUUUGGUUAUGAGCUGAGCGUGACAAUAUUUACGGGGAGUGCCGGAGUUCGACGUUAAGGUGCUGCCAAUGUUGGAGACUCUGUGGAUGUGCAGGGAAUGCCGAGCCCUACACAGGCUGGAUGUUUAUCACCAGCUGGCUGAAGACAACCAGGGCAACACAAGGAACGGCAGAUACUGGAGUCCUCAACAAAAUACAAAACGCUCACUUCAGCAACUUAGCAGGUCUGGCAGCAUUUACCUAGAAACAUAGAAAAUAGGUGCAGCAGCAGGCCAUUUGGCCCUUCGAGCCAGCCAU